Penicillium concentricum is the source of this 885-nucleotide messenger RNA. RefSeq lists its product as uncharacterized. The record is from RefSeq and is a predicted model, not a curated record. The transcript has a single exon. NCBI's taxonomy places the organism in Eukaryota, Fungi, Ascomycota, Eurotiomycetes, Eurotiales, Aspergillaceae. The coding region runs from base 1 to 885 and encodes 294 amino acids.
AUGACGACCAUCGCCUUUUUCGGAGCAACCGGCGGCUGCGCCAACGUCUGCCUGACCCACACCCUUCUCAACGGCUACAACGCCAGAGCCCUAGCCCGCACCCCCUCAAAACUCACAACGCUACUCCUCUCACAGCAUGGCAUAACAGAGGAAAUUCUGUCUCGCCAGCUCGAGAUAAUUGAAGGAGAUGCAACAGAUGUGGAGAGCGUCACGAAAACACUCAUCACAAACUCCAACAGCACACCCAAUGGCGCUUGUACUCUCGUAACAAGCAUAAUUUCCGGCAUAGGCGGCACACCGACAAUUUCCUUUACUAAAGAAACAAAAUGCGCAAAUACUCAGAUGCGCAUGCCUGCGUUGCCACACAUUGAGCUCUCAAACCCGCACAUCACAGAAGAGACAACACGCGCGCUGUUGGCGGCGCUGACGCAGAUUGCUUCUGAGCGGUUUGCCUCGCUCGAAGCAUAUCGUGCUGUUGCGCCAAGGGUCACUGUGAUAUCGACGACUGGGCAUUUGCCUGGUAAUAAAGAUGUGCCGUUCUGGUUCAGGCCUAUGUACUCUGUUCUCUUGCCGAUCCCGCAUGCGGAUAAGUUGCAGAUGGAGAAAUUGCUUGAUAAGGAUGUUGAGUUGGGACAUGCUGGUGUGCUUGCGGCUGGAGUUGUUGUUGUGAGACCUAGCUUUUUGACGGGGGAUCAUCUGGUUCCUGUUCGUGACGGGGAGGAAGGGGGCAAAGGGGCGGGAUUGGAGAAAGUGAGGGCUGGGACGGAGAGUGAUCCUGCUAUUGGUUAUACGAUCUCACGGGCUCUAGUUGGUGAGUGGAUAUUUGAGGAGAUUGUUAAGGGUGGAGGGAAAUGGGUUGGGGAGAAGGUUACUAUCACUACUUGA